AUGGCGAAGCACAUCAUUUUCGGCAAUACUGCUCAGCUAAACCGCUUGGGCACGUGGGAUUGGACCUUCUACGUUCGGCCCGCAGAUUUUGUCGAAGAGGUUGUCGUCACAUUGCAUCCAACCUUCGCGAAUCCAGUGCGCAAUCUGCAAGGGCCCAAACUGGAGCUGCAAUGCAGUGGUUGGGGUACCUUCGAGUUGAAGGUGGACAUCUGUUGGCGAGGUGGAGGACGGCUGCAGACAACGUGGAAAUUGAUGUUUGACCCGGACCAAUCAGACUUCAAUAACGAGAUCGAGGUCCCCGCCGAGGCCGCAGAGAGCGCCAGGCCUGCCCUGCUGGCGCAGCUGGCCGCGGCCCCCGCCGUGGACCCCGGCGGCGACCCGCGGGGCCGGGCCUGGCAUGGCCGGCUCGUGCGGCAGGAGCUCCCCAGGCCGAGGGCCACCUGGGAGUCGAGGCGGCGGCCUCGAGAAGACAACACGGCAAGGUUGACGUGCCUGAGUGGCUGA
Molecule: messenger RNA, 504 nt
Organism: Prorocentrum cordatum
Lineage: Eukaryota; Dinophyceae; Prorocentrales; Prorocentraceae
Source: the annotation of a GenBank genome assembly